AUGGCGUCUGCUGCGUCAUGUAGUGAAAUAGAGCUUACAGAGUACAUGGGAAUGAAGGCCGUGUAUGAGCUCUUGAAUAAGAAGUAUAGAGUGAAUCACCGAGAACUGGAGAAACACAGUGCCAAUUUAAAUCGUAUCAUUGAUAGGUUCAACGACGUUAAUACAUCAGAGGAAGCUGCUGAAUUCAUUGGACGCGUGAUAACUGCUGUUCGGGGCUCAAAACGAAAGGCUGAUGAAAUAUUUACUGAAGAAAUGGAGCUUGUUGCUUCCUGCAAGAGGCGAAUCGAUAGUCUCAAAGAAGUCUCUGAUUUUGAAGGAAAAGCCUCAUCAAAACCAUGUGGUCUAGGUACUGCAAUGCUUGCUGCCGAUCAGGUAGAGAGUGUUGUCACCGAAAGAGGAAAUAAGCCAUCAAAUCAACCAAAGGUCAACAUUUCACCAAAAGCCGAAUCUGAACAACGAGUGUUUGCAUCACGGUGCAAUCGUCUCUUGGCUGAACAUCUCUUUGCCGUGGGCCAUUAUCGUUCGGCCCUAGCUCUAGCGCGUCAGUGUCCUGAUGCGGACAAGAUUUUCAUUGGCAUUUUCGAAGAGGCUCUUUCCAUCCAGGAGGCUCUGUCUAGGGGUGAUACGGAGCCUGCGCAUAAGUGGUUUCAGGAGACCAAAUUCAGACUGAAACACGCGGAGUGCACUUUCGAUUUCGACUUACGCGUGUUCGAGUUUUAUCUUCUUGUCAAGGCAAACAAAAGACUGGAAGCUGUACAGCACUCACGCAAGUAUUUGGGUAAUUUCCAACAAGACGAUGACUACAAAACUCGGCGUUUGGGUCAAGCGAUGCUGCUUCUUAUUAUGCGCACGUCCGAGGAAGUCGAUGCGAAAGCUGCACAGAAUGAGCUCAACGAGGCAUGGAUUAUCAAGCGUUUCCAUCUAGCUCUGAUGAAUUUCUAUUCCUUCACUUCACCCACGCCUUUCUCGUUGGCAGUUCGUGCAGGAAUUACUGCCAUAAAGACUCACUUCUGUUAUAAUUCAAAGUCACGACACCCGGACUGUGUGGUUUGUCACCCACUCAUUAAUCGCUUCGCUCAAAACCUUCUCUUCGGACGCUACGAUCACUCAGUGCUCACGUGCUAUCAAACAGGCCUUGCCAUGAAUGAUGACAAUCCACCCAUGGCACUGCCGAACGGCUACGUUUACAGUCAACAGCGGGAAGAGGAAUUCGACGCAGAAUCGCGUAGUUUCGCGCUGGGUAACAUUGCCAAAAUCAUUAGCACUGCUGGUAGACGCUGCCUGCGCAGAUAUUUUGAAGCCUAUUUUCUUCUUGGAAUUAAUGAGCAGGGAGGCAUAUCAGACUUGACGAGACCUGACGGCAAGCUGACAUGUCCAAGAUCAGGCGAGACAUUUGAUGCAAGCGAAGCAAAGCGUGUUUACAUACUAUAA
Hydatigera taeniaeformis is the source of this 1431-nucleotide messenger RNA. The record is from the annotation of a GenBank genome assembly. NCBI's taxonomy places the organism in Eukaryota, Metazoa, Platyhelminthes, Cestoda, Cyclophyllidea, Taeniidae.